AAUCAAGAAUAAUGAUUAUUAGUGUGUAAAAGAGAAUAUUUUCCUGCAUGAGAAUACUUUUACCCACAGCCAAACCUGUUCGGAGGCCCCUCUCUCACACACACACACACACACACACACACACACACACAUACAGGCACGUACACGCGCACAGACAUACACACACACACACAGUCACGGUCCUGCUCACACACCCGCCAGCCCCCCUUAACCAAACAUUCAGUCUCUUGACUUCACACACACACACACACACACACACAGUGAGACAUGUUCAGACACAAAAUUAUUUUAUUUAUCCGAGCAACCAAUAAGGAAUAAUUACGUGUAGAUACGUGUACAUACGUAAUAUAACCACGCCCUUUAUUCAAUAAAAGCAGAGAGGUUACGGUACUCUACCAAACAUUCAACAGGCGGUGGUGUUUCUAACGUUACACGGGUAAGAGUUUAUAAGAUAUUGUUUAAUUCAAUUUAUAUAUUUUAUAAAACUAUAUCAUUAAAUAAUUAUUGUUUUAUUUGAUUUAUUCCUUAGCAAAAGAUCGCAAAACAUGGAUGCUCUUACAAACGCACCAAGAAAGGAAAUCGCAGGGUCUGAAAAGAAUCAUGUAUGGCCGCUAUCAGACGGUCGAUUCUUUGGAUUUCGUUUCCACGAUGAUAUGAAAUGCGUCACUCUGUGUAUCGGUCCAACAGUAAGAUUUGAGGAUGCGACCGUUUUGAUAACUCUUAAUGGAGAGGAAUGGCAUAGCUUCUCAAGACAUUGUUCAGUUUUUAACACCUAUCUCAUUUACAGAAAUUGUUACUGUAAACCGGAUUACCAUGAGAAAUUUAAUUUAACAUGGACACCCUAUAUACAAACCGGAACAAUGUUGCGUUCAUUCAAUCUAUAUCCGUAUUUAAAUGCCAAAUCGUACAAUGCCAGACUUACAAUUGUUCACGAAGUUACAAGUUUAUUAAAACAAAACAAUUUUUUUGAACAGGAAUGUAAAAUUGAAUUACAAAAUGAUGACUUCAACGCAAUGCAGACGUACUUUGCAAUAAUAGACCGUAUGUUCAUUGAGAGCAUCGUUGAAAAACAUUAAAUCUGAUACAGAAUUUCUGAGCUUCUGAAUGCGUUAUCAUCAGUAAAAACUGAAUAGUUUAGAGUGCAGUGUAUCUUAGUGUUUGAGUCUGUGUCAGCGGCAAGAUUUGUACCACGGCCUGCUGUAUUGUGUUUCUGAUCUUCCAGGACAGCUGCGUGACCAAUUAGUGAUUUCUUACUCAAGACUCGCAUGUGCCUGUCAAUGUAUAUAAACACGGAGUUUUCUUCAUACGGUCACAAACAUUUUCAGAGCUCAAGAAUCUCUUUCGUUGGAAGAUAAUGGAGUCUGGUAAGUUUGCUUUUGGUCUGGAUUGAAUAUAAAUAUUUUUAUUAUUAUUCAUACUGAUGUUAAUAUAGUAUGGUUAUUUAGAAUGUUGUAGAACGUAAUUAGAAUGUCAAAUAUAAUACAAUGUUUUUAAACCAAAUUAUAUUAUAGUAAUGUUUCGUUCUAUUCUUUUAAAAUAGGUAACAUUCAGAAAUGUUUUUAAUGUGAGUAAUUUUUAUCAUGAUGAAUUUUUAGAAAUAAUGUGAUAAGUUAUGUUUUAUACUAUUGGUGUAAUUUAUACUAUUGGUGUAAUACUGAAAAUGAUGCUUUUUUUAAAAAAAAUAUUAAUAAAUUAUUUUAUUUAAUUAUUAUUAUUAUUAUUAUUAUUAUUAUUUUUAUUUAUUUAUUUAUUUAUUUUUUGUAGAGUUAUGUAAUAAUUCAACGUUCAGCAACUAUCAAUGCAACGAAACACCAGGGGUCAAUUAUAUCCAAAAACCUCCAACUCCAUACGAACUGACUGCUGAAACAAGAAGCAGAAGUCCCAUUUACAUCACUGAUACUCCGCCCAACAGCUCCACAAUUCCAGGGUGUGAUUCUCCUGCGUAUGCCAAUAACGAUGUAAUCCUGAACUCUCCAUCCUACUCCCCAACAAUCCCUAAUCGUGAAUCUGAUCAACAAUCCCCUGCGAAAGGUUAUCAGUACAGCCAUAAUGACACGCUUUCCGAUUCCGAUGUUAACGCCAAUGAUGAUCUGAGGGACGAUCUACGCGAUCUACGCCACCUUCACAAGUCUGUGUCUUUGACGUUCAAGAAACUCAUGCGCGUGAAAACACACGGGUCAAGAGUUCAAAGUAAGCAUGUUCAUGCAUUGUGUAAGAAACGUGUGAGCCUUUAUAUGAAUCAAUGUACUACCCUACUCAAUAAACACCAUGUCUAGGAAAAGGUGUGAUAAUUGUUUUAAUAUUGAAGCCAAGAGGUGUAAAAUCAGACAGGAAUCUGAAUAUGCCCCCAGCACAUCCGAUCAUUUAACUUGUGAAUGUGUAUCAGAUACAGAACUUACACUCAACUUACAGCAUGACCAUUUCCAUCAGUUAAACCAAAGUUUAGAUAGACUACGGAAUGAAUGUAAUCCUUCUGUAAUAGAAGCUGUUAAUCGGCUUAACGAAAGUUUAGCUUUAACGCCCGAUCGCAAUAAUGUUACGGAACAGUCUGUAACAACGCCUCAAAAUGUAACGCAAGAAUCAAACAUAGAUUUGUUUCACAAUCUAAACCAAAGUUUAGAUAGACUUCGGAAUGAAUGUAAUCCUUCUCUAUUAGACGCUGUUAAUCGGCUUAACGAAAGUUUAGCUUUAACGCCCGAUCGCAAUAAUGUUACGGAACAGUCUGUAACAACGGCUCAAAAUGUAACGCAAGAGCCGAUGGUUGAUUUGUUUCACAAUCUAAACCAAAGUUUAGAUAGACUUCGGAAUGAAGCGGAUAAUGAAAAUCAACAUUCACACACUUUGUCAUCUGGGCCUAAUCAAGCUUUCAGUGUAACAGUUCACAAUAACGAGAAUGUACAGGAUCAGAUAGGAUAUGGUGUAGAAGGUGAAAUACCGCAGGAUAUACAUGUAAACAGGAUAGACAGAUUCAACACCACAGAAAUUAGACGGCCUCUAAACUUUUCCUCAUUGGGAAACGUUGAAUCUUUCGAUGAAUUUUACAACUAUGUGAUGGAAGUUUUUAACCAAACCGUCGAGGUAGCAAAUGGUUAUAUUGGUCCGAAGGAUUCAGUAUAUGUGGAAAUUCAAGGAGAUUCGCUCAACGUUUCAGCGAGCGUUGAAGUAAUCGACGGAGUCAUAAACCCUAAUGAUAUUGUAACAAUGAUUGAACAAAGCAUGCAGAGCAAAUUUGAAAUUCUUUCCGACGAAACUCUACAAAUUGUGAUUCGAAUUGUACACCCGCCGCGCGGAGGCGCGCGCGUUAAGUUCUCACAAAUGUUCAAUUCAGAAAUUGUUCGGAACAAAUUGAAACAUCUGUUUGAUUUUCAAAAUAAAGACAACCUCUGUUUCGCCCUAUGUGUUUCCAAACUACUGAAUCCAGACCUAAACGAUUACCAAGUAGAGCACAUUGCAAAACGGUUACAAGCCGAUGUAGGGAUGUCUGAAAAUGACGCCGUUAGCUUUGCCGACAUUUCAUUGUUUGAAAAGUUACUCGAUUGUAAAAUCGUAGUGAUGUACAGGGAUGCUGUCAAAAAAGGGUACUCGUUUUUCCAAAACAGUACGAUACCUCACGAAAAAACAUUGUUCCUAUUCCUGCAUGAAAACCAUUACUACGGUGUUAAAAACCUUAAGGCUGUGCUGGGUACCGGGUACGUUUGUUCUCACUGCUACGCGGGGUAUAACGAUGAGAAUCAUCAUAAAUGCGAGUACAGAUGCAACGUUUGUCAGGAUAACGAUUGUCCCAAGCUUCCUAAAAAUACGGUGCAAUGUCAAGACUGUUUGAGGUUAUGUAGAACACCGUAUUGUUACGAAAAGCACAAGGUCAAAGACGACUCUGGUAAAAAUUUGUGUGAAACUAGAUUCUACUGUGCACAGUGUAACACCGUGCAGCACGGUAGAAAAGGGACCAGCAAACACAGUUGUCGCGCAAACCUAUGCCGUCAAUGCGGUGCUAAAGUAAACCCUGAAUUUGAACACGAAUGUUUUAUAACGCCUCUAGAAAAGGAAAAGAACAACAAAAAGUACAUUUUUUACGAUUUUGAAACCAAUCAAGAGUCAGGAAAUCACAUCGCAAAUUUUAUAUGUUGCAGUACUUUUAAGGGUAAAGUUUGGACGGCUGAAGGACCCGAUUGUGUUUCAGCGUUUUUUAAACGCUACCGUAGAAAGAAAUACAAAGGCUACACGUUCUUGGCGCACAACGCUAGAAGUUACGAUUCGUACAUUUUAUUGAAUCAUUUGGUCCGAGAGGGGAUCAACCCCGACAUCAUAGCGCAAGGUGGUAAAAUAUUGUGCUUUGAAGAUGUCGAGUUCAGACAGAGAUUCAUAGACAGUCUCUCUUUUCUCCCUAUGAAGCUGAGCGCGAUUCCCAAGGCUAUGGGAUUCAAGAAUGAAAAAAAGGGUUAUUUUCCUCAUUUCUGGAACACUCUUGAAAACCAGAAUUACAUCGGCCCAUACCCGGCAGCCAAAUAUUACGGUGUAGACACCAUGAUGGAUAAAGAGAGACAAGAGUUUUUUGAAUGGUACAAUACUCUGUCUGGCAAGGUGUUUGACCUCAGAAAAGAGUUGGCCGAUUAUUGCGUGAAUGACGUUCACAUUCUCAGAAAGGGGUGUUUAGCAUUCAGGGAGCAGAUAAUGAGCGGUACGGGUGUAGAUCCUUUCAAAUGCAUCACCAUAGCCAGCGUCUGUUUGAAAAUCUUUAGAACACAUUUUCUGACGGACAAUACCUUGGCUAUACCACCGCAUGAUGAUUAUAUCAGCAGACAGAAGUCGUUCUCAAACUCUGCUAUUCAAUGGCUCGAGUACCUCUCAGACAGAGGGAAAAUUCCGAUUCGACACGCUCUCAACGAAGGUGAAGUUCAAAUGGGUCAAUAUUUUUUAGACGGUUAUUUUACCGACGGCCACACGCAAAAUGCUUUCGAGUUCUUAGGAUGCUUUUUUCACGGUUGUGAUAAAUGUUUCCCUGCAAACGCGCGUCACCCUCUAAGUAAAAUUGGACAAACCUUCGAAGAUGUUAAACAACACUCUUUGCAAAAAAUUAAGAAUUUGCAAAACAUCUACAAUAUGCACGUUACAACAAUCUGGGAACACGCGUGGAACGAAAUGAAAAGGACAGAUCAGGACGUAAUAGCGUUUCUCAAACGUUUUGACUUUCCCGAGCGUUUGAAACCGAGACAAGCUCUUUUUGGCGGCCGUACAAACGCGUUACAUUUACAUUACGUAGCUCAACCCGGAGAGAGAAUCGAUUAUUACGAUUUUACAUCGUUAUACCCCUACGUAAACAAGACAAAAAACUACCCCGUAGGUCACCCAACCAUCAUUUUCCGCGAUUUUGAACCGUUGGAAAAUUAUUUCGGCCUCUUCAGAAUAAAAAUUUUACCCCCUAGGGGUCUUUGGGCCCCUGUUCUCCCUUAUAGGGUGAAAAACAAGCUUUUGUUCCCUCUGUGUAGGGUGUGUGCCGAGUUACAACAGCAGCAAUGUUGUAAACAUGCUGACGAGGAGAGGGCUCUUACGGGUAGUUGGUGUAGCGUGGAGGUUAUGAAGGCUCUCGAAAAAGGCUACAGAGUGUUGAAAGUUUUCGAAAUCUGGCACUUUCCUAAACAGACGCAUGAUUUGUUUGCCGGAUACAUCAACAGGUUUCUCAAGACAAAACAGGAGAGCUCAGGUUACCCGUCUUGGGUAAAGGACGAAUCUGAUCAAAAAGAAUACGUUAAAAGGUACAAGGAAAACGAAGGCAUAGAACUCGAUCCGUCUCGCAUAGAGGUUAACCAGGCCAAGAGAUCUGUGGCAAAGUUGGCGUUGAAUUCUUUGUGGGGUAAAAUGUGUCAGAGGUCUGAUAGGAUUAAUACUUGUCUAAUCAGCGAUCCCAACCAAUUUCUAGAGUUCAUGUUCUCGGACACGUACGACGUAAGUCACUUUUCUUUUCCGAACCCUCAGAUGGCGCUGGUUCAGUGGCGUUACGCAGACACCAGAUUCAUCAAACCGAGUAAAGCUAACGUGUUUAUCGGCAUAUUCACUACCGCUUACGCUAGACUCGAGCUGUACAAGCUGAUAGAUGGUCUGCAACAAAGAUGUCUCUAUACGGAUACAGACUCUGUCAUUUUCAAAAGUAAAGAUGGCGAUUGGAUGCCCCCCCUAGGCGAUUACUUAGGCGAGUUAACGAGUGAAUUGGAUCACGGAGAUCAUAUUGUGGAAUUUGUCAGCUCUGGACCAAAGUCCUACGGUUAUCGAACUCGUUAUGGGAAGACUGUAAUGAAGGUAAAGGGUAUAACGUUAAACUAUACCAACGCCAAAAUUGUGAAUCUGAGCUCUUUGAUAGAUCUGGUUGACAAAAGUGUGAAAAGCCCCGACUGUACCGACGAAAUUAUGACGUCCAACAAUCAAAUCGUCAGAGAUAAAAGAGGUUUUCACUUGAAAAACAAAUCACAAACUAAACGUUUCCGAGUAGUGUACGAUAAACGCGUUCUAUUACCGGAUAGCGCCACAAUUCCUUACGGAUAUUAAACAUUUACUUUGCUGAAAAAAUAAUGGCCGUACCUAACUCGUUCGAUGCUAGACUUCAACUUCCUUUUUCUUGUAUAGUUUGUGGACCCAGCAAUAGCGGAAAAUCUUUUUUCAUCAAAAUGUUACUUGAAAAUUGUACGGACUCAAUGUCUAAAAUUCCGGACCGGAUUGUAUGGUGUUACACUUGCUGGCAACCCCUCUACGACGAGUUGAUGGACAAACUAAACAUUUAUUUUGUUCAAGGUAUACCCGAAUCAUUGUGCGACGAUGAACUUUUCCCUCCGCACAAAACAAACUUGUUGGUGAUUGAUGAUUUGAUGGAGUCCGCUAGCAAGAGUGAGGAAGUAGAAAAGGCUUUUACAAAAUAUACCCACCAUAGAAACCUCAGCGUGAUCUAUUUGGUUCAAAAUUUGUUUUUUCAAGGGAGAAGUAGCAGAACUAUAAAUUUAAAUACCAAUUACAUGGUGCUUUUUAAAAAUCCUAGAGAUAAGCUACAGAUCAACGUGUUGGCGCGUCAGAUGUACCCCCGUAACAGCAAGUACUUUUUAGAAUGCUUUCAAGACGCUACCUCUAGACCCUAUGGGUAUUUAUUAGUAGACUUGAAAGCUUCAACGCCAGAAGAUCUUAGACUCAGAUCGGGUUUGUUUUUACAGGAGGUUCCUGCGGUGUACGUACCGAAGAAAAAGGUUUUCGCAUAAUGUCCGAUCGGUUAAAGAGAAAUUAUCAGGUUUUGAAAUCGCUACAUCAGGCAUCGCCUCGAGAAAGGAAACUUAUACUGCGUCAAGCUCCCACAGACCUCGUACUAGCCAUUUGUGAAAUAGCAUUAAAUCUACUGAGAGGACGCAUUCCUUUAACGGCUCAACAGUACGCUCGACUGAAAAGACAGAAAAAAGCGAUUAAACUUUUUGCCGAUAAAAGAAAAUCUGUAAAGGUUAAAAGAAAUACUAUUAAUCAAUCCGGAGGUUUUCUUCUACCUUUGCUAAGCGUCGCGGUACCCUUCAUCAGCAGCUUAAUAGCGGCCCGUCAGAAAUAGCAUGGAAAACGCUGUGAAAAUGUAUCUGGUACCUCAGCAGCAACUUGAUAAGAUUAAUUCUGUGUCGAGCGGAAAACCUAAUGUUAGACAGACGGUGGAAAAUGAUCUGGAUGCUACCAUGAGACAUAUUCUGAAUAGGUCUGAUUUGAUGCCUUACGAAAAGGCCAAACUUUAUGCCUCGGUCUUGCAAAGAUUCCUAAACAUCGUCAAACAAGGAGAUGAGGAAACGGUUCAAUUAACUCUGUCCCUGCCCGUAGACUCUAACAAUAAAACAAUACCGGAGACCGAUGUGGAUCGCGGUGCGUCCGAAGACGUAAUUGUCAAAGAAGUAAUCGGAAACAUUCCGGCAAGAAACAGAAAAAAUGCUUCUUUCAUCAUGGAAAAAAUAUCCAAAUCUAGCGACGUAGCUUCCUGGAAUGAUAAAGGUGAAUUCAUUUUCAAAGGAAGGACGAUCAGGGGUUCACACGUAUUGGAUUUGAUUAAAAACCUCACGGCCCCUCAAAAAGUGUCGGAUGAUCGCAGACCUUUGGGGUGGAUCGAGAUGUUAAAAACUGUAGCCGGAUUGAAUAUUCCCUUUUCAACUAUACCUAACGUCGGCGUUCGACGUAAGAUAACGGACAUUAAAAGAGGCGAUCCUUUGUACUCACCAAGCUCAACUUCUAAGAGCGAUGACUCUGACUCUAGCAUUGACACUCUUGAGCCUGUUUUCAAGUCUCCUCGUUUUACCUCAACACCUUGGAUAAGUUUUUAAUCGUGCAUGUCUUUAAAAAUGUUAUAAAUGAUGAUGAUGAUACAAUGUAAAUAUUUGUUAUUCUUUAUUUCAUUAAAUGUAUAUACUUUAACAUGA
Messenger RNA from Astyanax mexicanus (Mexican tetra), 8420 nucleotides. RefSeq lists its product as uncharacterized. The record is from RefSeq and is a predicted model, not a curated record. Gene Ontology annotation, molecular function: DNA binding; nucleotide binding; DNA-directed DNA polymerase activity. Lineage: Eukaryota; Metazoa; Chordata; Actinopteri; Characiformes; Acestrorhamphidae. Gene Ontology annotation, biological process: DNA replication. The coding region runs from base 2269 to 6540 and encodes 1423 amino acids. The transcript has 6 exons.